Messenger RNA from Olea europaea var. sylvestris, 1200 nucleotides. RefSeq names its product probable leucine-rich repeat receptor-like protein kinase At1g35710. The transcript is spliced from 10 exons. Lineage: Eukaryota; Viridiplantae; Streptophyta; Magnoliopsida; Lamiales; Oleaceae. Gene Ontology annotation, molecular function: protein binding. The record is from RefSeq and is a predicted model, not a curated record. The coding region runs from base 33 to 926 and encodes 297 amino acids.
GCCUGUCCACCAGAAGGGAAAUAAUCAACCAAAUGGCGACUUAUCUCCGGCAACCUUGUCUUUUCAUCUUACUUCCCUGCCUCCUAAUUGUCGCCGUUAAUUGCAAGACUCUCAAACGAGACGUGAAGGCAUUAAAUGAAAUAAAGGCAUCACUAGGAUGGAGGGUGGUAUAUGCUUGGUUGUCUCUGUAUCUUCUAUUUUUCAUCCGCUUUCAAGUAUAUGAAAUUUGUAUUCUUAUUUCUUAUGGCAGGGAUCUACACAAUAACAAACUGACCGGGCCAAUUCCACCUCAAAUUGGGCGGUUGAAGCAUCUUAAGAUACUUAAUGUUAGGUGGAAUAAGCUGCAAGAUUCCAUUCCUCCAGAAAUUGGUGAAUUAAAACAGUUAACGCAUCUCUAUUUGAGUUUUAAUAAUUUCAAAGGCGAAAUCCCGAAGGAGCUUGCAAAUCUUCCCGAACUUCGAUAUCUCCAACUUCAUGAAAAUCGGCUGACUGGAAGAAUUCCACCUGAAUUGGGAACUUUGCCAAAUCUGCGGCACUUGGAUGUUGGUAACAAUCAUUUGGUUGGGACAAUAAGGGAACUCAUACGCAUCGAAGGAUGUUUCCCAGCUCUUCGUAACCUAUAUCUUAAUAACAACUAUCUUACUGGAGGCAUUCCAGCACAGCUUGCAAAUUUGACAAAACUGGAGAUCUUUUAUCUAUCUGGAAACAAGAUGUCUGGAAUUAUACCAUCUGGUCUUGCUCAUAUACCUCAAUUGACUUAUUUGUAUCUGGAUCAUAAUCAAUUUUCCGGUAGGAUUCCUGAUGCCUUCUACAAGCACCCAUUCUUAAAGGAAAUGUACAUCGAAGGCAAUUCAUUUCGGCCAGGUGUGAACCCAAUUGGUGUCCACAAAGUCCUAGAACUUUCAGAUUCAGACUUCGUAGUUUAGACAAAAUGAUCAACUCAAGUUUGAUUAGUUUUGUUUGUUGAUGUAGUAGUUUUUCUGUCAAAGAAUUUAUCUACCACGUCUGAAGAUUAUGCUGGCAACCUUUGGCUCACUAGAAAGCUGUAUUGAUGAGUUAUUAGGAUUAUAAUUAAGUUGCGUGAGCUGUAGAUAAAGAUAAGCUUCACAUAGAAAUAUGUUUUUCAUUAACAAUUAUUUUAUAAUCCCUCUUGUUAUCAUUAAUCGUUUAAAUAUAUUAAAAUGUUAAACAUUCCCUCCC